Pseudoliparis swirei is the source of this 1747-nucleotide messenger RNA. RefSeq names its product NEDD4 binding protein 2-like 2 (gene n4bp2l2). NCBI's taxonomy places the organism in Eukaryota, Metazoa, Chordata, Actinopteri, Perciformes, Liparidae. The record is from RefSeq and is a predicted model, not a curated record. Bases 87 to 1559 code for a protein of 490 amino acids. Gene Ontology annotation, biological process: negative regulation of transcription by RNA polymerase II. Gene Ontology annotation, molecular function: transcription corepressor activity. Gene Ontology annotation, cellular component: nucleus. The transcript is spliced from 6 exons.
CAGGCACCUGCUUGGAGGAACUUGUGUGCUGGUUGUUUUUAGUUAAUGUCGUUUUUUCCAUCUUGUAUGCACCCUGAAUAUACAUCAUGUCUCAUUAUAGAUCCUCAUUUGCGACCUCUCGCAUAAAAAAAACAUUCGGCCGCAGAAGAAUCGAUAAUGGACAAAUGAGCCCUGCCGACAUGUAUAUGAGCAAUCACUCCAGAAGUCCAGAAAGAAUUACAGACAGGAGUGUGAGGGAGCGUGCGUUAAAGCAGGUCGGACUCACCAGCACCACCUUCAUCGGUCCAGCGUUUCCUCCUCCAAAACCCAAAAAGGUGAAGUCUGCCAUUGAAGAUUCACUGAGUGAGUUUUACAAAGAGCUUGAGAAGAUUGAUGCACCCGAUGGUGCUCAACCACCCAUACCGAUCAAGACAUCUACAAGCAGGCAGACUCGGAAUGUAAGCGAGGAAAAGGGUUUUUACACGAGCGGUUGUGCAGGAAACGAGGGCUACCAGAGAAGCAGUGGGCAGAAGCAGCCGUCCUGGUCACACUGGUAUCCAAAUGAGCCGUACUACCACAGAAGACAGGGGCCAGAUGGCCCUGCUCAAAACCAAUGGCAUGAUCCUCAAACAUCGAACAGACCACCAAACCUAAGAUUUCACAGACCCCCAUUACAUGGCCCACCACCCCCAACUGCAUUCCCAAAUCCGCAAAACCCACCAUCAGCCACAAAUCCAAACUGGAGCGAUUCGGCCCAGACAAACCAAUAUCAAGAGGCGUCGCAUUUUCCAAAGUGUUCAAGCUUUCCACCUCAGAAUGUGAGCGGUCACCCCUCUCAGGGCUUCUAUGGAGAUUCUCCAUACCACUUUGACAGGGACGAACGUGUUUGUGGCUUUGACGCGCACUCGGAUAAUGUCAAUGUCGGAUGGCCCAGAGUGAGAGAAGAAGAGUCGUGUCACUUUGUUGAAGAUUAUGACAGAUCCAAGAGAUACGACUCCGAAAAUGAACCGUGGGACCAUGACUACCGACCUCCUGCCAACACUAAUGCAUUCCAGACCUCCCUGGAUUUGAUCUUGAUGAGGGGAUUACCAGGAUCUGGGAAAUCGACGCUGGCCAGGGAGCGGCUCUCCGCUCAUCCCAACGGGCUGAUACUGGGCACAGACGACUACUUUGCCAACAGAGAUGGGUACCGCUAUGAACCAGACCAUCUUGGUGCAGCACAUGAGUGGAACUUGAACAGAGCUCAAGACGCUAUGCAAGAUGGCCGAUCUCCCAUUAUUAUUGAUAAUACAAAUGUCCAAGCUUGGGAAAUGAAGCCAUAUGUCAAAAUGGGCUUGGAGAAAGGAUACAAAGUGGACUUUUGUGAACCUGACACCAGCUGGAAGUGUGAUCCCCAUGAGCUGGAGAGGAGGAACAAGCACAGUGUUCCACAGGAGAAGAUCGCACAGAUGAUGGCCCGCUUCUCAUUUCCAAUAUCUGUAGACAUUGUCAUGAGAUCACAGGAGCCCGCUCACGUGAGCGAGAGACCUGAACCAGAGCAGCCAGUGCCACAGGUGAUGAGGGAGAACCCAAAGGAGUAGUUUCUCACAGGAAUGUUACCAGCUAAAUAAUUGGAUUGGAAGAACACAACCUUUUCUAAUUGUUAGCUACCGUUUCUACCAGAUUUUUUUAAUCAAUAUUUUUUGAAUACUCUAAAUGUAUGUAAUGUAAGAAAUACAUUUUUUCUGGAACGGUUUUCAUAAUUAAAUGUUCAUUCGUAACACCUUUG